This is a messenger RNA of Acanthoscelides obtectus, 378 nucleotides long. Lineage: Eukaryota; Metazoa; Arthropoda; Insecta; Coleoptera; Chrysomelidae. The record is from the annotation of a GenBank genome assembly.
AUGUUUUUUUUUUCAGUACCCAUCGUUCACAUAGAAGCUGUUGCUGGCGAUCCUGUAUACCUACCGUGUGAUAUAUCAACAGACGAACCCGGUGAUCAAGUCCUUUUGGUGCUAUGGUACCGAGAGGACUUAGGAACGCCAAUAUACAGCGUGGACGGUAGAGAAAGGGACUUCAGUUUGGCCGAAAGGUGGUCUGACGAAAACGUUUUUGCAAACAGAGCGUACUUCAUGCCAGAGAAAAAGCCAGCAGAGCUCGGGAUCGAUCACAUCCGCGAGACAGACCAAUCGGUCUACAGAUGUAGAGUUGACUUCAAGAUCGCGCAGACGAGGAAUAGUAAGGUCAACCUCACUGUGAUAGGAAAGGUAACAAUGUACUAA